CUGUUUCUCUUCCAGUUUAAUCCAAAUCUUUCCUUUGUUAAGUUUAAAUAAUUUAUUGGGUGAAAAUGUCAACUCAUUCAAUUGAAACUCGAGCGAUUCAUGAAGGACAAGAGCCCGAACAAUGGACUCAUCGUGAAGUUAUUCCCCCGAUCAGUUUAGCGACCACUUAUAAACAACCUGGACCUGGUCAAGCAUUGUCUUAUGAGUACGGACGAAGUGGUAAUCCCACCCGAUGUUGUCUCGAAAAAUGUUUAGCCUCCCUUGAGAACGCUGAAUAUGGUUUUUGCUUCAGCAGUGGAUUAGGAGCGAUUACAACAUUAACUUAUCUCCUUAAAUCGGGCGAUCACAUUAUCUCAGGUGAAGAUGUCUAUGGUGGGACUAACAGGUUGUUCACUAAAUGUGCUGCUCGAAUGGGAUUGACCACAAGCUUUGUCGAUGCUCGAGAUAUAAACAACAUUGCGAAAGCAGUUAAACCCAAUACAAGGUUAAUCUGGAUGGAAACUCCCACUAAUCCAACCAUGCAAGUGGCUGAUAUCAAAGCAACAGCGGAUUAUGUCAAGACUUUGGAUAACGUGAUCCUCGCCGUCGAUAACACUUUCAUGUCACCUUAUUUCCAAAAGCCGCUUGAUUUAGGUGCUGACAUUGUCCUUCACUCUAUGAGUAAAUAUAUCAACGGACAUUCUGAUGUUAUCAUGGGAGCUAUCAUGACAAAUCGAUCAGAUCUUGCUGAGCAAUUAAGAUUCUUCCAAAAUGCUUUGGGUGCUGUUCCCUCACCAUUUGAUUGUUUCCUUGUUAAUCGAGGAGUAAAAACUUUAGCAGUUCGAAUGGAAUGUCACCAGAAAAAUGGCCUGGAAAUCGCUAAAUAUCUUGAAUCGCACCCGAAAGUGGUUAAAGUUUACCACCCUGGACUUGUCAGUCAUCCACAGCACGAACUUCACAAGAAACAAUGUUCAGGAUCAAGUGGAAUGAUUUCAUUCGAGAUCAAAGGUGGAAAAAAAGAGGCCUCAGAAUUUGUCGCUAACCUUAAAAUUUUCACCUUAGCUGAAAGUUUAGGUGGCAUCGAAUCGCUCAUUGAGAUUCCCUCUCUUAUGACUCACACUUCAGUUCCUGAGGAGCAAAGGAAACACCUUGGAAUCAGCGAUUCAUUGGUUCGAGUUUCCGUUGGAAUUGAAUCAGUUAAAGACUUAAUCGCAGACUUGGAUCAAUCAUUUUCUAAAAUCUAAUCUAUCAUACGAUUGAUUAUCCAACAAUCAUUAAGAUUAAUAUCGUUAUAUUGUUUUUUUUUCAUCUAAAUGAUUAGUUGCAAUCUAAUAUACCCAAUCAAUCACAAUUGAAAAGUAUAAUAAUCCUUUGAUUUAAUGGUAACAGUUUCAAAUAAAUGAAAUUUAUGGUCAAUAAAAGAAACCAUAACAGUUUAUUGGUUUAGCUUUAAAUUUA
Messenger RNA from Panonychus citri (citrus red mite), 1437 nucleotides. RefSeq names its product cystathionine gamma-lyase-like. The transcript has 4 exons. Gene Ontology annotation, molecular function: pyridoxal phosphate binding; cystathionine gamma-lyase activity. NCBI's taxonomy places the organism in Eukaryota, Metazoa, Arthropoda, Arachnida, Trombidiformes, Tetranychidae. Gene Ontology annotation, cellular component: cytoplasm. Bases 66 to 1223 code for a protein of 385 amino acids. The record is from RefSeq and is a predicted model, not a curated record. Gene Ontology annotation, biological process: transsulfuration.